AAAUAGUUUACUAAUAAUUAUAAUAAAUGUUAUUUUAAAUUAAAUUUUGGUUGAUGAUUUUUUUUCAAGUUGUUAUUUUGUUGGUUAAUGAAAGAAAAUUAAUUUUUUUGAAAAACUCAAUUAAAAGCUGCAAGUAAAAAAACUGUAAAUAUUAAUAAAUUAUUAUAAAUAAAAUUAAAGUAAAAUGAGUAAGCGACCUGAGCACCAAGGCCCUCCAGAAAUUGUCUACAAUGAGAGUGAAGCUCGUAAAUACACAUCAAAUUCUCGAAUAAUGGAAGUACAAAGGGAGCUAUCAGAAAGAGCAAUAGAAUUAUUAAAUCUGCCCGAAAACGAUGGCCAUCUCAUACUGGAUAUCGGAUGUGGUUCAGGAUUGAGUGGGGAAUGUUUAACAGAAGGGAAUUACAAUUGGGUAGGUCUGGAUAUCAGCAAACAUAUGCUCGAUAUAGCCCAGGAAAGAGAGGUGGAGGGUGACUUGCUGCUGCUUGACAUGGGGGAUGGCAUGCCCUUUCGACCAGGCAGCUUUGACGGGGUCAUUAGUAUAUCUGCCCUUCAAUGGUUAUGCAAUGCUGAUAAAGGACAACACAAUCCUGCCAAUAGAUUGUUUAAAUUCUUCAGUACACUAUAUUCAUCUAUGGUUAGAGGAGGAAAAGCUGUCUUUCAAUUCUACCCUGAAAAUGAUGCACAGUUGCAGUUGAUAAUGAAGCAGUCCGUUAAAGCCGGUUUCGCUGGUGGCCUUGUUGUGGACUACCCUAACAGCUCGAAAGCUAAGAAAAUGUUCCUAUUUUUAUACACUGGAGGCGCUCCACAAGCAAUACCACACGGCUUGGGUACAGAAGAAGCCAACCAACGAACCGUUCAGCAGCAAGUUGUAUGCGCAUCUAAAAGGCCCAAGUACAAAGAUUUGAAAGGUCAGUCGGCCAAGUUGAGUCACCGUGAGUGGUUGUUGGAGAAGAAGGAGAGAAGGAAGAGGCAGGGGCGAGAAGUUCAUCCAGACUCAAAGUAUACUGGCCGAAAAAGAGCAGGAAGAUACUGAUGAAAGAGAGAGAGAGAGAGAGAGAGAAAAAAAAAAGAGGGAGAAAUGUUAUAUAUGUAGUUAAUUAUUCAUUGAACGUUUGGCUAUGUGGUCUAUGGAGACAUAACUUGAAAUGUAGUUACAUCGAGUAUUUUCAUCAUUAAUUGAUGUCCAUGUAUCCUCUGUUUUUUUUCUUUAUUUUAAACUUUGUUCAAUAUGUAGGAAUACAAAUUUUCUCUCAAUCAAA
This is a messenger RNA of Helobdella robusta, 1259 nucleotides long. RefSeq lists its product as hypothetical. Gene Ontology annotation, molecular function: rRNA (guanine) methyltransferase activity. The coding region runs from base 185 to 1033 and encodes 282 amino acids. The transcript is spliced from 12 exons. Gene Ontology annotation, cellular component: nucleolus. Lineage: Eukaryota; Metazoa; Annelida; Clitellata; Rhynchobdellida; Glossiphoniidae. The record is from RefSeq and is a predicted model, not a curated record. Gene Ontology annotation, biological process: rRNA (guanine-N7)-methylation.